UGAGCGCUGGCUGUCGCGUCCUGCGCUCGGCGCGCUACACCUCGUUCCCGGAGCGCACGGUCCCCCACGCAGGUCGCCAAGCGUCCGGGACGCUCCCAGGGUCAUGAGCAGGGUUUCCUUCGGCGACCGAGCCUGCUCGGUCCGCAGACCCGGCUCCCCUCGCCUGGCGCGCUUCCACCUCUCCUGCAGAGUCGCCCUUCCGCCCGGCGCCCUCCACGCACGGAGCGGACUGGGCUGCGCGCCGGCCCCUGCGGAGGCGCCCGCCCGCGCCCGCCGAGGCAGCCCCUUGGGGUUCGAUGGCUUCCUGUGUGCGCCCGCGUCGCAGGCGACCGGCGGCUGGAAGGAGCGCUCGGCCUCGCCGGUCCCAGACGUUCUGGGAGCUGGCGACAGUGAGCUGGGUGAUGGCUGCACUCGGGACCUGGCGACAGCCCCUCUCCUCCGCCUCCUGCUGCUGGUCCUGAUCCCCUGCAUCUGUGCCCUCAUCGUCCUCCUGGUGAUCCUGCUCUCCUUCAUUGGAACAUUGAAAAAGACCUAUUUUAAAUCAAAUGGGAGCGAACCCUUGGUCACUGACGGGAGAGUCCAGCUGCCUGAUGUCCUUCUUACAAACACAGUCUACGAUGCGAGCCCUGCGGUGCCGACCGCACAUCCCAGCCAGCACGUUCCUGCGUGGACAGCGGGUGCCUCUCCCCCGGGGAACCACAGUCACAGGAAUACAAGUGCCUGCACGGACAUCACGCACAGCCAGUGCCACGCGCUGCCCUACCACGCCGCGCGGGCGCCUCUCUUCUCGAUUUCCAGAAGCAUGGACACGGAGAAGUUCCUCAAGUUCUUCACGUACCUGCACCGCCUCGGCUGCUACCAGCACAUCAUGCUCUUUGGCUGUAGCCUGGCUUUCCCCGAGUGCGACACCGACGGCAAUGACAGUCAUGGGCUUUUGCCCUGUAGGUCCUUCUGCGAGGCUGCCAAAGAAGGCUGCGAGUCAGUCCUGGGGAUGGUGAAUUCCUCCUGGCCCGACUUCCUCAAAUGCUCGCAGUUCCGUAACCAGACUGAACACAGCAACGCCAGCAGGGUCUGCUUCUCACCCCAGCAGGAGAAAGGAAAGCGACUGCUCUGCGGAGGGGGCGAGAGCUUUCUCUGUGCCAGCGGGAUCUGCAUCCCCAGGAAGCUGCAGUGUAACGGCCACAACGACUGCGACGACUGGAGUGACGAGGCGCUCUGCGACUGCGGUGAGAAUCUGUUCCACUGCCACACGGGCAAGUGCCUCAAUCACAGCCUCGUGUGUGACGGCUACGACGACUGUGGGGACCUGAGUGACGAGCAAAACUGCGAUUGCAACCCCACGAAGGAACACCGCUGUGGGGAUGGACGCUGCAUCGCGCUCGAGUGGGUGUGUGAUGGGGACCACGACUGUGUGGAUAAAUCGGACGAGCUCAACUGCUCCUGCGGCAGCCAGGGCCUGGCGGAGUGCAGGAGCGGACAGUGCAUCCCCAGCGCCUUCCAGUGUGACGGCGACGAGGACUGCAAGGACGGCAGCGACGAGGAGAACUGCGGGGCCGUGGUCAUUGUAGAUCAGGACUGCGACUCCGUCAAAGGCUUGCAGGUUUCUGCGGUGGUAGAUCCCGGAGGAAUGUUUGGCAAGUAUGGAGAGAUUAUCUUGCCUAGGGCCCUGGAAAGCCAGUGCGAGCCGAUUACGCUGGAACUCUGCCUGAACCUGCCCUACAAGCACACGAGCUACCCGAAUUACCUCGGCCACCGCACUCAGAAGGAGGCGUCGGCCAGCUGGGAGUCCUCGCUUUUCCCUGCCCUGGUUCAGACCAACUGCUACAGAUACCUCAUGUUCUUCGCCUGCACCGUUCUGGCCCCGAAGUGCGACGCGAGCACAGGCCGCCGGAUCCCCCCCUGCAGAGCGCUGUGUGAACACGCCAAAGAGCGCUGCGAGUCUGUCCUCGGGAUCGUGGGCCUCCAGUGGCCUGAAGACACGGACUGCGGUCAGUUUCCGGAGGAAAACUCAGACAAUCAGACCUGCCUCAUGCCCGAUGCAGACGUAGAAGAGUGCUCACCCAGCCACUUCAAGUGCCGCUCGGGAAGGUGUGUCCUGGCUUCGAGGAGAUGCGACGGCCAGGCCGACUGCGAGGACGACAGUGACGAGGAAAACUGCGGUUGUAAAGAGAGAGAUCUUUGGGAAUGCCCGUCCAACAAACAGUGUCUAAAGCACACAGUGAUCUGCGACGGGUUCCCAGACUGCCCCGACGGCAUGGAUGAAAAGAACUGCUCCUCUUGCCAAGAGGACGAGCUGGAAUGUGCAAACCACGCGUGCGUGCCCCGUGCCCUGUGGUGUGACGGCGUGUCAGACUGUGCAGACAGCUCGGACGAGUGGGACUGUGUGACGCUCUCUGAGGACGUGAACGCCCCUUCGCUCCUGACUGUUCACAGAUCGGCCACGGAGCAGCACGUGUGCGCGGACGGCUGGCAGGAGACCCUGAGUCAGCUGGCCUGCCGGCAGAUGGGCUUAGGAGAGCCAUCUGUGACAGCGUCAGUGCAGGAACAGGAGAGAGACCAGCAGUGGCUGACCUUGCACUCCGACUGGAAGAGCCUCAAUGGAAGCACUUUGCACAGACUGCUGGUGAACGGGCAGUCCUGUCGGAGCAGAAGGAAGAUUGCUCUUCUGUGCGCUAAACGAGACUGUGGGCGCCGCCCUGCUGCCCGCAUGAGCAAGAGGAUCCUCGGGGGCCGCACCAGUCGCCCCGGACGGUGGCCCUGGCAGUGUUCUCUGCAGAGUGAACCCAGUGGGCACAUUUGCGGCUGUGUCCUCAUUGCCAAGAAGUGGGUUCUGACAGUCGCCCACUGCUUCGAGGGGAGAGAGAAUGCCGCCGUGUGGAAGGUGGUGCUCGGCAUCAGCAACCUGGACCACCCGUCGGCGUUCACGCAGACGCGCUCGGUGAGGACCGUCAUCCUGCACCCCCGCUACAGCCGGGCGGUGGUGGACUACGACAUCAGCGUCGUGGAGCUGAGCGAGGACGUCAACGAGACCAGCUGCGUGCGGCCGGUCUGCCUGCCCGGCCCGGGGCAGUCGGUGGACCCCGACACGUACUGCUACAUCACGGGCUGGGGCGACAUGGGCAGCAGAGUGCCCUUUAAGCUGCAAGAGGGAGAAGUGCGCGUGAUCUCGCGGGAGCAGUGUCAGUCCUACUUCGACAUGAAGGCCAUCACCAACCGCAUGGUCUGUGCUGGCUACGAGUCCGGCACGGUGGACUCGUGCAUGGGUGACAGUGGCGGGCCCCUGGUUUGUGAACAGCCUAGAGGACAGUGGACACUCUUCGGUCUAACUUCAUGGGGCUCCGUCUGCUUUUCCAAAAUCCUGGGGCCUGGCGUUUAUAGCAACGUGUCAUACUUCGUCAAAUGGGUCGAAAGACAAAUCUACAUCCAGACCUUCCUCCGCUGAUGCCAAGGCCCGUCAGACUCGCCAGCAGCACGCACCGGGCAGCCUAGCCUGACGAGCUUCGCGCGGAGCUUGUAGAAGCCCCUUUCAGAGACAGGGAUGCACUGCCGUACACUGCACAUUUUUCACAUUUGCCUUGGACUAAUUUUAUUCAGCUUUUUUCCCAACUUAAUUGUUCUCUUCAGUUCAAUGAAAGGUACUAGAAAAAACACAGCAAAGCAGGUUUUGUUCUUUUGCCAUGCCUGCCCUUGACUCCAGCACGAAGUGAGCUCUGGAGAGAGACAGUAACGUGGGCUCCAGGCUAACAGGGCAGACCUCCCUCCUAUUCUGUCGUGGGAAGGGCAUGACACCCAGGCUGGCCCAUCUCUGCGGGUUCCUGCCUCUCGAGCACAGUGGCUCAGUGGCAGGCUUCAAUAGUAACAUUGGAGACUUGCUUUGGACUUAUUAAAAGCCAGGUUAAGGGAGACCAGCCGAUGACAUAAUGGUUACCUCGCUGGACUCCCACAUGGCCGACUGUGGUUCGAGUCCUGGAUCUGGA
Messenger RNA from Tupaia belangeri chinensis (Chinese tree shrew), 3977 nucleotides. RefSeq names its product corin, serine peptidase (gene CORIN). Gene Ontology annotation, cellular component: membrane. Gene Ontology annotation, molecular function: protein binding; serine-type endopeptidase activity. Lineage: Eukaryota; Metazoa; Chordata; Mammalia; Scandentia; Tupaiidae. The coding region runs from base 104 to 3442 and encodes 1112 amino acids. The transcript is spliced from 22 exons. Gene Ontology annotation, biological process: peptide hormone processing; regulation of blood pressure. The record is from RefSeq and is a predicted model, not a curated record.